Rhododendron vialii is the source of this 867-nucleotide messenger RNA. Its product is annotated as ubiquitin C-terminal hydrolase 12-like. Bases 1 to 786 code for a protein of 261 amino acids. The transcript is spliced from 5 exons. Lineage: Eukaryota; Viridiplantae; Streptophyta; Magnoliopsida; Ericales; Ericaceae. The record is from RefSeq and is a predicted model, not a curated record. Gene Ontology annotation, molecular function: protein binding.
AUGGAGAAACGAAGGCGAAGAACGGCGACUAUCACUGAAAUGAAGGCGACUAGAUCUGACGAAGGCGAAGAACGGCGUCCGACUGAAACGAUGGCGAAUCAAAGGCGACUAGCGCAACGAAGACGGACGUGGGUGAACAGGGGAUUGUGCUUCUAUCCAAAUGGAAAUAAGAAAAGAAACAGUGAUGGUCACAUCUCGCUCUACCUAGUAAUAAGGGAUACAGACAAACUUCCUCAGGGUUGGGAGGUUAACGUCCAGUUUAAAUUCUUCGUCUUUGAUCAUAUAAGGGACAAGUAUUUAACCAUACAAGAUUCUGAUAGUAGAACAAGGCGUUACCAUCAGAUGAGAACUGAAUGCGGUUUCUCUAAGUUACUUUCACUGGAUACAUUCGAGGAAUCAACCAAUGGAUACCUCCUUGAUGAUUCUUGUUUACUUGGAGUGGAGGUUUUCGUUAUUAGAUAUGCCGGCAAAGGAGAGUGUCUAUCCAUGAUAAAGGAGCCUGUGGGCAAUACUUACACGUGGAAGGUUGAUAAUUUCUCAGCAAUUAGUAUGCAAUGUCUUCACUCCAAGGAAUUUAAUAUCGGGGGACAAAAUUGGAAGCUAUUGUUGUAUCCCAAAGGAGUUGCCAAGGGAAAAGGCAGAAGUCUAUCCCUCUAUCUCUCAGUCGCUGAUUGCGAAAAGCUUCCUCUUAACUGGAAAAAAUAUGCCAGAUUUAAGCUGCGGGUGAGGAACCAGGUCGGAGGUGUUCACAAGGAAAGAGAAGCUCACAACUGGUUCUGUGCCUAGAGGAAGCAAUGGGGUUACUCAAUCUUUAUGUCGCUGAGUGAUUUAAAUGACAAAUCCAAAGGCUUCAUGCUGAAGGGGACU